UAUACUCUGCCAGACUACAGCUGUGUUCCAGUAUAUAGUCCUAUAACUCUGCCAGACUACAGCUGUGUUCCAGUAUAUAGUCCUAUAACUCUGCCAGACUACAGCUGUGUUCCAGUAUAUAGUCCUAUAGCUCUGCCACACUACAGCUGUGUUCCAGUAUAUAGUCCUAUAGCUCUGCCAGACUACAGCUGUGUUCCAGUAUAUAGUCCUAUAACUCUGCCAGACUACAGCUGUGUUCCAGUAUAUAGUCCUAUAGCUCUGCCAGACUACAGCUGUGUUCCAGUAUAUAGUCCUAUAACUCUGCCAGACUACAGCUGUGUUCCAGUAUAUAGUCCUAUAGCUCUGCCACACUACAGCUGUGUUCCAGUAUAUAGUCCUAUAACUCUGCCAGACUACAGCUGUGUUCCAGUAUAUAGUCCUAUAACUCUGCCAGACUACAGCUGUGUUCCAGUAUAUAGUCCUAUAACUCUGCCAGACUACAGCUGUGUUCCAGUAUAUAGUCCUAUAACUCUGCCAGACUACAGCUGUGUUCCAGUAUAUAGUCCUAUAACUCUGCCAGACUACAGCUAUGUUCCAGUAUAUAGUCCUAUAGCUCUGCCAGACUACAGCUGUGUUCCAGUAUAUAGUCUUAUAACUCUGCCAGACAACAGCUGUGUUCCAGUAUAUAGUCCUAUAGCUCUGCCAGACUACAGCUGUGUUCCAGUAUAUAGUCCUAUAACUCUGCCAGACCUACAGCUGUGUUCCAGUAUAUAGUCCUAUAGCUCUGCCAGACUACAGCUGUGUUCCAGUAUAUAGUCCUAUAGCUCUGCCACACUACAGCUGUGUUCCAGUAUAUAGUCCUAUAGAUCUGCCAGACUACAGCUGUAUUCCAGUAUAUAGUCCUAUAACUCUGCCAGACUACAGCUGUGUUCCAGUAUAUAGUCCUAUAACUCUGCCAGACUACAGCUGUGUUCCAGUAUAUAGUCCUAUAACUCUGCCAGACUACAGCUGUGUUCCAGUAUAUAGUCCUAUAGCUCUGCCAGACUACAGCUGUGUCCAGUAUAUAGUCCUAUAGCUCUGGCCAGACUACAGCUGUGUUCCAGUAUAUAGUCUUAUAACUCUGCCAGAACUACAGCUGUGUUCCAGUAUAUAGUCCUAUAACUCUGCCAGACUACAGCUGUGUUCCAGUAUAUAGUCCUAUAACUCCUACCAGACUACAGCUGUGUUCCAGUAUAUAGUCCUAUAAACUCUGCCAGACUACAGCUGUGUUCCAGUAUAUAGUCCUAUAGCUCUGCCAGACUACAGCUGUGUUCCAGUAUAUAGUCCUAUAACUCUGCAGACUACAGCUGUGUUCCAGUAUAGUCCUAUAGCUCUUCCAGACUACAGCUGUUUCCAGUAUAUAGUCCUAUAACUCUGCCAGACUACAGCUGUGUUCCAGUAUAUAGUCCCUAUAGCUCUGCCAACUACAGCUGUGUUUCCCAGUAUAUAUUCCCUAUACUCGCCGACCCUACAGCUGUGUUCCAGUAUUAGUCUAUCGAUCUGCCAGACUACAGUGUAUUCCAGUAUAUAGUCCUAUAACUCUGCCAGCACUACAGCUGUGUUUCCAGUAUAUAGGUCCUAUAACUCUGCCAGACUACAGCUGUGUUUCCGUAUAUAGUCCAUAAACUCUGCCAGGACUACAGCUGUGUUCCAGUAUAUAGUCCUAUAGCUCUGCCAGACUACAGCUGUGUUCCAGUAUAUAGUCCUAUAACUCUACCACACUACAGCUGUGUUCCAGUAUAUAGUCUAUAACUCUGCCAGGAACUACAGCUGUGUUCCAGUAUAUAGUCCUAUAGCUCUGCAGACUACAGCUUGUGUUCAGUAUAUAGUCCUAUAACUCUACAGACUACAGCUGUGUUCCAGUAUAUAGUCCUAUAACUCUCCCAGACUACAGCUGUGUUCCAGUAUAUAGCUAUAGCUCUGCCACACUACAGCUGUGUUCCAGUAUAUAGUCCUAUAACUCUACCAGACUACAGCUGUGUUCCAGUAUAUAGUCCUAUAACUCUGCCAGACUACAGCUGUGUUCCAGUAUAUAGUCCUAUAACUCUGCCAGACUACAGCUGUGUUCCAGUAUAUAGUCCUAUAACUCUGCCAGACUACAGCUUGUGUUCCAGUAUAUAGUCCUAUAGCUCUGCCACACUACAGCUGUGUUUCCAGUUUUAGUCCUAUAACUCUACCAGACUACAGCUGUGUUCCAGUAUAUAGUCCUAUAACUCUGCCAGACUACAGCUGUGUUCCAGUAUAUAGUCCUAUAACUCUGCCCAGGACUACAGCUGUGUUCCAGUAUAUAGUCCUAUAGCUCUGCCAGACUACAGCUGUGUUCCAGUAUAUAGUCCUAUAACUCUGCCAGACUACAGCUGUGUUCCAGUAUAUAGUCCAAUAGCUCUGCCAGACUACAGCUGUGUUCCAGUAUAUAGUCCUAUAACUCUGCCAGACUACAGCUGUGUUCCAGUAUAUAGUCCUAUAGCUCUGACAGACUACAGCUGUGUUCCAGUAUAUAGUCCUAUAACUCUGCCAGACUACAGCUGUAUUCCAGUAUAUAGUCCUAUAACUCUGCCAGACUACAGCUGUGUUCCAGUAUAUAGUCCUAUAGCUCUGCCAGACUACAGCUGUGUUCCAGUAUAUAGUCCUAUAACUCUGCCAGACUACAGCUGUGUUCCAGUAUAUAGUCCUAUAACUCUGCCAGACUACAGCUGUGUUCCAGUAUAUAGUCCUAUAACUCUGCCAGACUACAGCUGUGUUCCAGUAUAUAGUCCUAUAGCUCUGCCAGACUACAGCUGUGUUCCAGUAUAUAGUCCUAUAACUCUGCCAGACUACAGCUGUGUUCCAGUAUAUAGUCCUAUAACUCUACCAGACUACAGCUGUGUUCCAGUAUAUAGUCCUAUAACUCUGCCAGACUACAGCUGUGUUCCAGUAUAUAGUCCUAUAACUCUGCCAGACUACAGCUGUGUUCCAGUAUAUAGUCCUAUAACUCUGCCAGACUACAGCUGUGUUCCAGUAUAUAGUCCUAUAACUCUGCCAGACUACAGCUGUGUUCCAGUAUAUAGUCCUAUAGCUCUGCCAGACUACAGCUGUGUGGCCCAUGUUCCCAGACCUCAGACAGAGAGGGAC
Coregonus sp. 'balchen' is the source of this 3129-nucleotide messenger RNA. Lineage: Eukaryota; Metazoa; Chordata; Actinopteri; Salmoniformes; Salmonidae. The record is from the annotation of a GenBank genome assembly.